Molecule: messenger RNA, 1785 nt
Organism: Papilio polytes (common Mormon)
Lineage: Eukaryota; Metazoa; Arthropoda; Insecta; Lepidoptera; Papilionidae
Product: actin-binding Rho-activating protein-like
Exons: 5
Coding region: 103-681 (192 amino acids)
Biological process (GO): positive regulation of Rho protein signal transduction
Molecular function (GO): actin binding
Source: RefSeq, a predicted model, not a curated record
CAUACCCAGCCGCCACUUCAUCACAAACCACCGUCGUGUACGCACGGUCAAUAAAUAUUGCGCGUUUAAACGUUCAUUUGAAGUUUUUGGUGUGUCGUAAGCAUGAGUGGAAACUUCCUUACAAUCCCUGGUGAUGAUCCCAUUAAGAGAAGAUCGAGGAGUUCGUCUCUAACAGAUUUAAUAUCUUCUUUCGACACAAAAGCGCAGGCGCACAGCGAACUGCAGAAAGUCACGGCGUUCAGUGGUCACUUCGACAAGAAUCAUAAGCCGACAUUCUCAAAAGACGAAUAUGGCAAACCGAUACCUGGUUCGAAAACGGAGUACAGAGGAGCGGAAGCUCAAGCCAGAGUAUGUACAGAGAUGAAGGAACUCUGUGAAAUCAUCAAUGAGUACGGCAAAACUCCUUGCAAGAGUCUCCUACCUCCAGAACUGCAGAGUGCUACCAAAGUCAUUUCAUUCGGUGAACUUUUUACGAUAUACACAGUAAUUUCAGACAAGCUUGUUGGAAUAUUGCUUCGGACGAGAAAGCAUCAACUGACAUUCUUCGAAGGCGAAGUUUUAUUCCAGAAACGCGAUGACGACGUGCCAGUGUUUCUAAUGCAGCCCAUGGCAGAUAUAAGAACAUACUGCGACAAUAAAGCGCUACAAGCUAGACGAUCCGUAUCACCAAUGCCUAAUUAGAAAGCGAAACCAUAGCUAAAAAAUAUUUCCCAUCUCGACUGUUUGAAGACUACAGGUGGUUUAAAAAGUAUGCAAUUUAUUAUUAAAUCUAGAUUAGUUAGAAAAGAAGGGACCCCGCGUAGCAGUGUAUUCUUUUUUAAUGUCUAUUAACGCUUAAUUCGAUAGGCAAAUCUGAACUAGUUUUGAGAAAUAUACGUGAGAUUUUGAUAAUACGAGAGAGUGUGCAGGUAACAUAUAAUUUAUUUCCACAAAAACUCCUUCGAAUUAAGGGUUAAAGGAUAGCUAUAGAUGUAAUGUUAGAAAUGCAAAUAUGCAAGUAACUGGUUAAGUAUCCUUCCUACGCGUAUGGUGUAGACUCUGUAGACAUGUAACGCAAUGAAUACAAUGAUCUCUAUGUAUGGAUAGGUAACUUUCAAUAAUAGAAUUUGCUUCUAACACAAAAUGUUCUAUCUCUUAUAUUAUGAAUUUUCGUCAAUAUUUACCGCAAUUAGAAAAUUCUACAGCUAUCCUGUCCAUGUUUAGAGGUCAUUGAAUUCAAUUUAUAUUAAAGGAAUUGUCGGUUAACAAAUUUAAGUACACCAAUUGCAUGAAAAACUAAUCUUUACUAAGAAUAUUAUCGUAAUUUGAAUAAUUUCAACAGAUUAAUGUAUGCAAUUAAGACAUAAGCAAUUUUAAUGUAAUAUGUAUAUGUCUUGUCAAAUAUUUUGGCGGCAAUAGGUCAACUGCGCGCAGUGCGUAUUAUCUGCAUAUUACGCCCGCUGCAGCUAAAAUUGUUCUGUGUAGCGACUCGUACGAUGUUUCUAGCCUUCAAGAUAUUUGUCAACUAGAGUACUUAUAAACAUUUAAUUCAAAUAGGAAUAUAAGUGACAUUCAAAACUUGAUAUACGAAAUCAAAAUAACUGGUAUCGUAUUUCUCAUACUAAUGUUGAUCAUUGUAUAGUUUGUUAAAUAAACAACAAAUUAAAUUUACGUAAAAACUAUUUUAAGUAUUCAUAAGUGAUUGACAUCACUCUAGUCAUGUUUUAGUAUUCUAGACUUUAAGUAUGCCUGUUAGUUUAACGAGUAAAUGUAAGUGUGGAUUUUUUAUAUAAAUAAAUGUCACUU